UCUUUCUUACUUCACUAAUUAAAAACUCUUGUGUCCUAACCAAUCCUGUGCUGGAGUAACACAAAUGGCGGAGGUGUCACCACUUUGGCUGCGGCAUACUCUCUACGUGGGGGAUCUUCACCCGGAAACCACAGCAACUGACCUCGAGGUUGCAUUUUCUGUGAUUGGCCCGUUGGAUUCCUUCGGGAUUCGCAAAGACGCCGUGUCUGGGAAAUCUCUUUGUUAUGCUUUCGUCAACUUCUCCUGUAUUUCUCACGCUUCAAAGGCUCUAGCAUGCCUAAACCAUAAAACCCUGAGAGGAAAGCCAAUGAGGAUUAUGUGGUGGCAAAGGGAAUCAGAGCUAAGAAAAGCUGGGAUUGAGAAUGUUUUUGUCAAGAACCUUGCUCAUUCCGUCACCAGUGCUCAAUUAGAGAGCAUGUUUAGCAAAUAUGGCAUAAUACUGUCCUGA
Molecule: messenger RNA, 448 nt
Organism: Ipomoea nil (Japanese morning glory)
Lineage: Eukaryota; Viridiplantae; Streptophyta; Magnoliopsida; Solanales; Convolvulaceae
Product: polyadenylate-binding protein 1-like 2
Exons: 2
Coding region: 65-448 (127 amino acids)
Molecular function (GO): RNA binding
Source: RefSeq, a predicted model, not a curated record